Messenger RNA from Balearica regulorum gibbericeps (East African grey crowned-crane), 1824 nucleotides. NCBI's taxonomy places the organism in Eukaryota, Metazoa, Chordata, Aves, Gruiformes, Gruidae. The record is from RefSeq and is a predicted model, not a curated record.
AUGGGGCCUUUCAGUUACCUUGAUGAUGUGCCAUUUAAGAUAGGAGACAAAUUCAAAACCCCAGCGAAGGUUGGAUUACCCAUUGGUUUCUGCCUACCUGAUUCUUCUCAGCUUGUCAGAGAAGCCCAGUAUGACUUCUCACUGGAAAAGAAAACAAUUGAGUGGGCUGAAGAUAUCAAAAAAAUUCAAGCUGCCCAGAGAGAAGCUGAACGUAAGGCAGAAGUGCUAGCGAACUCAAAAGCAGCUCCAGAGGACAGCAACAAAAUGGGGUUCUCGGAGGGACCUUGCCCUGAGGGCAUGCCUCCUCCUAUUAACCCCAUCCUUGCUAGCCUGCAGCACAAUAAUAUUCUUACUCCCAUGCCAGCCAACAGCAGUGCUAUGAAGCAAAAGGCUCUCAGUCCACCUCGUCCAAAAGCAGAUUUCAACCCAGCUGAUUUUGAAUGUGAAGAAGACCCAUUUGACAAACUGGAAUUAAAAACUAUUGAUGAUAAGGAGGAAUUAAAAAAUAUUCUUGAAAUUCAUGUUGGUACUACUGGGCCAAUUGUUGCCCAGCUGUUAGAUAAUACUUUGCCCAAAGGAGGGUCUGAGUCCAUGUUGCAAGACGAUGAAGUUCUGGCAUCCAUAGGAAGGGCCACAUUGGACUUCAAGCCCCUUCACAAACCCAAUGGCUUUAUCACUUUACCGCAGUUGGGAAACUGUGAAAAGAUGUCCUUGUCUUCCAAAGUGUCCCUGUCCCCUAUCACUUCAGUGAGCAAUAUCAAAUCCCUGUCCUUUCCUAAACUUGACUCUGAUGAGAGCGAUCAAAAAUCAUCAAAGCUUACAAGCACUUUCCACAGCACUACCUGUCUCCGCAAUGGCACUUUGCUCAGCUCUUUGCAGACCUGUGCUCAGAGUAAAGCUAGUGAACUGAAUGGACACCAUAUGGUUGGUCUUGCCACUCUAAAUGAGGACAGUGGCAUGGAGACAUCAACAUUAUCCUCUUCAUCCAGGCUGCCUUCCCUGGCUGUGUCGACAGAAGAAGAAUCGUCUCAAAGCACAGCGACUACGGUACACCCAGACUACAAGGAAACAGAAAUCCCUGUGGUAACACACCAAAAUUUCCCAGUGUCUAAAGUGCCCAAUACCACCAGCUGCGCAAAGUGGUUUGGUGGCCCUGCUCCUGAGCUACAGCAGGCCCUCUCCGCUAGCGAGAGGCAGUGCAUAGAGACAGUUGUCAACAUGGGGUACUCACCUGAGGAUGUCCUGAAAGCCAUGAAGAAGAAGGGACAGAACAUAGACCAGGUUCUGGAUUACCUGUUUGCACAUGGACAGCUUUGUGAGAAGGGCUUUGAUCCGCUUCUUGUUGAAGCAGCUUUGGAAAUGCACCAGUGUUCAGAGGAGAAGAUCACAGAACUUCUCCAACUAAUGAGUCAAUUUAAAGAAAUGGGCUUUGAACUAAAAGACAUUAAGGAGGUCUUAUUAUUACAUAACAAUGACCAACACAAUGCUUUGGAAGAUCUAAUGGCCCGUGCAGGAGCCAGCUGAAAACACAUUCCUGGAUUCUCGGCGUGCAACGGAGCAGGACCAGCCCCGCCACCUUCACAUCCAGUGUGACUUGCUCUCGGCAGGAAGGAGUCUGGCUUUUUGCAUACAUGGGAGGGUGACUGAGCAAACCUGCCCACAUGCAUCACUCCAGUGUUUCUCUUUCCACUGAGAGCCAACUAUCUUUCUUAAAUUAAAUUUUUAAAGUGUCCUUUCCUAAGUUUCCUUUUUCCAGCUUGGCCACGGAGAGCUCAGACUGCCCAACCUCUACUGGAAUUGUACAUAGGUAGAGAUGGGAGUGGU